Messenger RNA from Symbiodinium sp. CCMP2456, 396 nucleotides. The record is from the annotation of a GenBank genome assembly. NCBI's taxonomy places the organism in Eukaryota, Dinophyceae, Suessiales, Symbiodiniaceae.
GCGCCUGGGAACGGGCAGCCGGCGCAGCUGAAAGCAUAUGUUGUAUGCCAAGAUCCCCGGAUCGUGGUGGUACCUCGGUUCUUCAGCGAGGCUGAGUGUCAACAUCUCUUGGAGCUCGUGCAGGGCUCCUGGAUACCAUCUUUGGUCGGCUCCACCGACAACCGCUCCGAAGAGGAUUACGACAAAGGGAACCUGGAGAACACCCUGGCAUCCACCAGGACAUCCUGGUCGUGCAUGCUGCGGUAUGCCCAGACCUCCAUCGUGGAGCGUCUCGAGCAGCGUCUAUGUGCCCUGGGUGGCCGGCAAAUGGAAACGCUGGAGCGGAUGAAUAUGGUCCGGUAUGCUCCGGGCGAGUACUUCAAGGAGCAUCACGAUGGUAAGUUCCGGCCGCUGACA